Messenger RNA from Nylanderia fulva, 3204 nucleotides. RefSeq names its product cytosolic 10-formyltetrahydrofolate dehydrogenase. Gene Ontology annotation, molecular function: formyltetrahydrofolate dehydrogenase activity; oxidoreductase activity, acting on the aldehyde or oxo group of donors, NAD or NADP as acceptor. NCBI's taxonomy places the organism in Eukaryota, Metazoa, Arthropoda, Insecta, Hymenoptera, Formicidae. Gene Ontology annotation, biological process: one-carbon metabolic process; 10-formyltetrahydrofolate catabolic process; biosynthetic process. Gene Ontology annotation, cellular component: cytoplasm. The record is from RefSeq and is a predicted model, not a curated record.
CGGUUUUGCUUGGGUACGCAAUCGAUGGAAUCGAUUCUACGGUGAACCGUUCGCGUUCUAUCGUGAGAGCAGUCAGUGAAGAAAGUGAAGGCGCAACAGUUGGACCAUUAGUGCACCCGCGCUUCUCUAGAACUGAUGCUGGGUCUGAGAAAUCUCAUCUGGCGGCGCAACUUCGUCUUGGAUAUCUUUGCUUAAAACCGCUCUACUAACAUAAUUAUAGACGACGGAUUAAAUCUUAGACAGUAGAAGUCGAGGAUGGCGCAGCUCAAGGUUGCUAUCAUCGGACAGAGUCCCUUUGCGGCAGAGGUCUACAAACUUUUGCGGCAAAAUGGACAUCAGAUCACCGGAGUGUUCACGAUUCCGGAUAAGGGAAAUCGCGAGGAUCCUCUAGCUGUCACCGCCAAAGCCGAUAACACGCCGGUCUUCAAGAUCAAAGCCUGGAGAAGCAAGGGUGUGGCCUUGCCUGAAAUCUUGGACCUGUACAAGAGCAUCGAGGUGGACCUCAACGUUCUUCCCUUCUGCACCCAGUUCAUUCCCAUGGAGGUCAUCAAUCAUCCCCGUCAUCGCAGCAUAUGUUAUCAUCCGUCCUUGCUACCCAGACAUCGAGGAGCGAGUGCCAUAAGCUGGACUCUGAUCCAAGGAGACGAGACCGCAGGAUUGUCGAUCUUCUGGGCGGACGACGGUCUGGAUACCGGGCCGAUCCUUCUUCAAAGAUCCUGCAAAGUGGAGCCGAACGACACGGUGGACAGCCUGUACAACGGCUUCCUCUAUCCGGAGGGUAUCGAGGCCAUGGGCGAGGCCGUGGACCUCGUGGCCAAGAAGCAGGCGCCCAAGAUGCCGCAAACCGAGGAGGGCGCGACUUACGAUCCGUUGCUGAACAAGAAGGAGCUUCAGAAGAUCGAUUGGACCAAGCCGGCGAAGCAGGUCCACGACUUCAUCCGCGGUCUGGAUAGCACGCCAGGUGCCUGGACGACGCUGAACGGCGAGGAGGUGCGCCUCUUCGGCUCCUCCCAAUGGAGCAACGGCAGAUUACCGGAGAUCGAGGCGGAGGUCGACCUCGAGGAGCGAAAAGGGAUCAUUCAUUCGGGUGGUCUGCUGGUCAAGGCCGGGGAUGGACAACACGUCAACGUGGAGAGGAUCAAACUCGGUACCAAGACCAUCCACGCCAGCAAAUACGGACGAGCCGGCGAAGGCGAGGUCGUGGAGUUCACGGAAGAGGAGCUGAAGAUCGUGGAAGGUCUACGUCGAAUCUGGACGGAUAUUCUUAAAAUCGAGGUCGACGACGACACGGAUUUCUUCGUUUCCGGUGCGAGCAGCAUGGACGUGGUGCGCCUGGUCGAGGAGCUUAAAGACAAUUUCGGGGUCAGCCUGCAGAACACAGACGUCUUCAUGGCACCGGUCUUCAAGGAAUUAGCCACAACAGUCGUUCUCGCCGCUCGAGGAAGCGUAGCUGUGAAGGAGAUCAAGUACGACGCGGUGGUGCUACAGGCGAACAACAUGACCCUGAGAUUCCCCAAACAGCUCUUCAUCAACGGCGAGUUUGUCAAUGGUCACGGCAAGCCAGUCGACACGAUAAAUCCCCACGACGAGAGCGUUAUCUGCUCGGUGGAAAGUGCGACCGCCGAGGAUGUCGAUCGAGCUGUCAAAGCCGCCAAGAAGGCCUUCGAGCAGGGCGAGUGGGGUAAAAUCAGUGCCAGGGAACGCGGAGCAUUGUUAUUCAAAUUAGCAAAUUUGAUGGAGGAGCACAAGGAGGAGCUGGCCACCCUGGAAUCCGUGGACUCCGGCGCGGUCUACACCCUAGCUCUGAAGACUCACGUGGGUAUGUCUAUCGAGACGUGGCGCUACUUCGCCGGCUGGUGCGACAAGAUCCACGGUUCGACCAUCCCGAUCUCGCACGCGCGUCCGAAUCGAAAUCUGACGUUCACGAGGCGCGAGCCGAUCGGCGUCUGCGGGCUGGUCACCCCGUGGAAUUAUCCUCUGAUGAUGCUCUCGUGGAAGAUGGCGGCCUGUCUGGCGGCCGGGAACACCGUGGUGAUGAAACCGGCCCAGGCCUCGCCAUUGACAGCAUUAAAAUUCGCCGAACUGUCAGCGCGCGCCGGAAUUCCACCCGGUGUCAUCAACAUCGUCUGCGGGAUCGGCAGCGCCGUCGGAAACGCCAUAGUCGAGCAUCCGCUGAUCAGGAAGUUGGGUUUCACCGGGUCCACGCAGAUCGGCCAGACCAUCAUGAAGAGCUGCGCCGACAGUAACCUGAAGAAGGUGUCCUUGGAGCUCGGCGGCAAGAGUCCCCUCGUCAUCUUCGAGGACGCUGACUUGCAGCACGCGGUCAGGAUCGGGAUGAGCAGCGUCUUCUUCAACAAGGGCGAGAACUGCAUCGCCGCUGGACGACUCUUCGUCGAGGAGACAAUCCACGACGAGUUCGUGAGACGCGUGGUCGAAGAGGUGAAGAAGAUCUCCAUCGGCAAUCCGUUGGACAGAAGCACAGCUCAUGGACCGCAAAAUCAUCAGGCCCAUCUGGGCAAACUCUUGCAGUUUGUUCAGAUCGGGAUCGAGGAAGGUGCGACGUUGGUUUACGGCGGCAAGAGAUUGGACCGUCCUGGCUGGUACUUCAAGCCGACCGUGUUCACGGACGUCCAGGACAAUAUGUACAUCGCCAAGGAAGAGUCCUUCGGACCCAUUAUGGUGAUCUCCAAGUUCAGCUCGAAGAACGUCGACGAGAUGAUCGCUCGGGCGAACAACACCGAAUUCGGCUUGGCCUCGGGCAUCCUCACCAAGGACAUCAGCAGGGCGCUCAGAUUCGCGGAGAAGAUCGAGGCUGGUACCGUCUUCAUCAAUACGUACAACAAGACGGAUGUAGCGGCUCCCUUCGGCGGCUUCAAGAUGUCCGGAUUCGGGAAGGACCUGGGUCAGGAGGCGCUUAAUGAGUAUCUGAAAACGAAAACCGUCACCGUCGAGUACUAACAAAUUAUAGGAAUCAUAUAUAUAUAUAGAUAUAUUCUUCGAAUAUAUGUUGUAAUAUAUUUUAGAUACAUCUGUAUUUAAUGACGAAGCGUGAUUUGCAUCGAAAUCUACAAUAAUGCCUGUAAUAAUGUUAAACAUUAUGCGCAAUAUUGUAUGUACAUGUCUUUAAUUAAGUCCCUUGAAACAUAUAUGUAUCCGGGAAAAAUUUUUUAUAUAUAACAAUAUAAAAUUAUAUAUGAAAUAUGU